This is a messenger RNA of Rubroshorea leprosula, 2565 nucleotides long. The record is from the annotation of a GenBank genome assembly. NCBI's taxonomy places the organism in Eukaryota, Viridiplantae, Streptophyta, Magnoliopsida, Malvales, Dipterocarpaceae.
UAGCUAGUAGUAUACUCAACAAAAAUUUUUCACAAAAAAUUGCCAUUCAUGCAGCCCAAUAUUACCUCAAUCGAAACAUCCUCGGAUGGCGCCUGGCAAGGGGAUAAUCCCCUCAACUACGCCUUUCCCUUGCUCAUAAUUCAGUCCACCUUAGUCCUCUUCACCAGUCGCCUCCUCACCUUCCUUCUCAAGCCCUUACGCCAACCCAAAGUUAUCGCCGAGAUAGUAGGCGGGAUCUUGCUAGGACCGUCUGCUCUUGGCCGGAACAAAGAGUUCUUACACCUGGUUUUCCCCUCAUGGAGUACCCCGAUUCUUGAAUCCGUCGCCAGUAUUGGUCUUCUCUUCUUUCUCUUCCUCGUCGGCCUUGAGCUUGAUUUGAGCUCUAUUCGUCGAAGCACCAAAAAGGCACUUGGCAUUGCGGUCGCCGGAAUAUCUCUACCAUUUUUCUUUGGCGCCGGAGUUUCCAUUUUCCUCCGGAAAGCCGUUCACGGAGACCACCAAGCAACUUACAGCCAAUAUCUCAUGUUCAUAGGAGUGGCCCUCUCCAUAACGGCUUUCCCUGUUCUCGCCCGCAUUUUAGCAGAGCUCAAACUGCUAACCACUCAGGUGGGCCAGACCGCCAUGGCUGCGGCUGCAUUAAACGACGUCGUUGCCUGGGUCUUGUUGGCUCUUGCGAUCGCCUUAGUUGGUAACGGGCCGGGUGAGGCCCACAGGAGCCCGUUGAUAUCCAUAUGGGUCUUAUUAUCCGGUCUUGCCUUUGUUGCUUUCAUGUUCAUCCUGGUCCAGCCCAUCAUGAAUUGGAUGGCCCGUCGGUGCUCGCCGGACCACGACUUCGUCGACGAAACUUACAUAUGUCUGACUCUCGCCGGAGUUAUGCUCUCCGGGUUCAUGACCGACCUGAUAGGAAUCCAUGCAAUAUUCGGCGCUUUCGUGUUCGGACUUACGAUCCCAAAAGACAGCGCGUUCGCCGGGAGAGUGAUGAAGAGGAUUGAAGAUUUCGUUACCGGAUUGCUUCUUCCUCUUUACUUUGCGUCGAGCGGAUUAAAGACGAAUGUGGCAAAAAUCCAGGGGGCGGAGGCGUGGGGGCUGUUGGUUCUUGUCAUAACGACGGCAUGCACGGGGAAGAUUGUUGGGACGUUUGUGGUGGCGAUGAUGAGUAUGAUUCCGUUGAGGGAAUCUUUGGCACUUGGGGUGUUGAUGAACACGAAAGGAUUGGUGGAGCUUAUUGUCCUCAACAUUGGGAGGGAGAAGAAGGUCCUAAACGACGAAAUGUUUGCAAUUUUAGUGCUCAUGGCACUUUUUACCACUUUCAUAACGACACCGGCGGUCCUGGCCAUCUACAAACCCUUGCGUCGGGUAUAUUCACCGGCUCGACGCCGAUUGGAGCAACCGUUCCCUUCUGCUGAAAACUCAAAGGAUGAACUUCGAAUCCUGGCAUGCGUUCAUGGACCAAGCAAUGUACCUUCACUCAUCAGCAUUAUUGAAUCCAUUCGUACCUCUAAGAAAUCCCCACUCAAGCUUUAUGUUUUGCGCCUUGUUGAACUUUCCGAUCGAUCCUCCUCUAUCGUCAUGGUUCAGAAGACUAGAAAGAAUGGAAUGCCCUUCGUCAACCGGUUCCGUCGUGGUGCCUCCUGUGAUGAGGUGGCAACCGCAUUUGAGGCUUAUGGGCAAGUUAAAGGAGUCACCAUUUGCCACUCGACAGCCGUCUCAGCACUGCCUGUGAUGCAUGAGGACAUCUGCCAUUUAGCAGAGGAGAAAAGGGUGGCAAUGAUCAUCCUACCCUUCCACAAACAGUGGACAGGGGACGGGGAAGGGGCAAUAGAGACUAUUGGCGAUGCGUGGAGAGAUGUGAAUCAAAUGGUGCUCAGGUGUGCACCAUGUUCGGUGGCAGUGUUCGUGGACCGCGGAUUUGGAAGUAGGCCUGAAGAGGUGUUGGAACCCACCUCCACACAGGAGAGAAUAGGCGUUUUGUUCACUGGAGGAGCGAAUGAUCGUGAAGCUUUGGCGCUUGGUGGCAGAAUGGCUGAGCCCCAACCUAACAGGGUGACUCUGGUGAGAUUGCUUAUGAGGGAUGAAAACGAAAUAGGGACAGUGGGGCAACAAGAGCAGGACCUGAACGAAGCAGCAGUAUCACAAUUUCGACAAAGAUGGAAUGGAAAUAUACGGUAUGAAGAGAAGGUUGUGAGCAACAUCGAAGAGGGAGUGCUAGCAGUAGGGCAGAGUCAAGAGUAUGAGCUUCUAGUUGUUGGAAAUGGGAUGUCCCGGUCAACCAUUGUAUCAGGACACAACCAUAACGAGCAUGCAGAGUUGGGACCUGUUGGCAAUAUCUUGGCUUCAUCAGACAGUCGCAUCACGGCAUCGGUGUUGGUGAUUCAACAAUACACUGCUAAUGACAAUGAAGCUAUUGGCUCAAAUAUGAUGCAAAGCAAGGAAGCUGUUAAUGAUGGAGAAUCGGCUGUAUGACAGUCAUGUGGGGUGGAGAGAUGCAGCGAUGUAAAAUCUUUUAUUUUAUGUGUAUUAGGUUUUCCGUUACACGUUUAGAUAGAAUAAAGAGGGAUGAGUAUG